Bubalus bubalis (water buffalo) is the source of this 1336-nucleotide messenger RNA. RefSeq names its product TATA-box binding protein associated factor, RNA polymerase I subunit D (gene TAF1D). Lineage: Eukaryota; Metazoa; Chordata; Mammalia; Artiodactyla; Bovidae. Gene Ontology annotation, cellular component: nucleoplasm; RNA polymerase transcription factor SL1 complex; nucleus. The record is from RefSeq and is a predicted model, not a curated record. Gene Ontology annotation, biological process: regulation of DNA-templated transcription.
CGAGACUUCAGCCCCACUAUUAGCUUGGGCGCGCGGCGCGCCCAGCCUUUCCUCCCGCGCGGCGGCGGAGGUUGGCUGCAGUGUAUCUUUCGGAGUGCUAAUGGUCGGUAGGUUGCUGUCCGCAGCAGAGGCCCGUGCCACGAGCCAGCGCAGGGAAACUACACCACUACACUAAAAUUUACCAUAUUUUAUAUGGUCAGAAAUCUGUUCAAAGCAAAAGAUAAUUUGAGAGGGACUUGGAUCAAGAAUGGAUUCUCUUAACUAUACAACGGCAUGUGAUUCCGCUGUGGAAACUGAGAAUCAAAGUGACAACUCUUCCUCUGGUAGCAGCUUAUUUAAAACUCAGUGUGUUCCUGUCCCACCUAAACGGAGGCAAAGAAACACUAUUAGAAAAUUCGUUCACAUACCCAAAAGUACUCAAGCAACAGAGUCAUCUAGUGACUCAUCUAUAGAGCCAAGACCACUGACUUUAAAGGCUAUUUUUGAAAGAUUCAAAAAUAAGAAACGUAAACAUAAAAAGAAGAAAUACAAGCCAACGGGAAGAUCAGUGGGAAGACCAAAAGGAAGGAGAACCACUAAAUACUCACAAAUUACUGAGAAACAAUUUAAAGACAAAAGACCUGGUUUCCCAUUUUUAGAAUCAGAAAAUGGAAGAAAACCAUUACCUUGGAGAAAAAUUUUAACCUUUGAGCAAGCAGUGGCAAGAGGAUUUUUUAACUACCUUGAAAAACUGAAGUAUGAAUACUACCUCAAGGAAUCCUUGAAACAGAUGAAUGUUGCUGAAGAUUUAGAAAAAGAAGACCUUGAUAGUCGAAGAUACAGAUACUUGGAUGAUGAUGGAUCUCUCUCUCCUAUUGAAGAGUCAGCAGCAGAGGAGGAGAUUGCAGCAAACCUUGAACAUGAUGAAUGUGAUAUUAAGUUGGUGGAGAACAGUUAUUUCAUAGUAAGUUCUGAAUUUCCAAAGAAGAAGAAUGGAUAUUUGGAUCAAGAAGAAUAUCCUGAAGAAACUGCUUUGCUUAAAAAGAGAACAUCAAAAUCUAAACUGGAUAGAGGACAAAAUGGCCUGAAGAGAGAUAAGAUUAUAAAUACCAGACAAGGCUUUUAUCUUCGGAAUACAGUGUCUGGAUUUUGCAAAGAUAUGUCUAAUGCUUUAGGUAUUGGCAUAUCCCAAUGAUCUGUGUCAAGUUUUAGGGUGUGAUAACUUAGGUGAGUUUUAGUUAGUGACUAUAAUUUGGGGGGAGGGGUUACCAUUCCAGUUCAGAUGAUGAAUUUAAUGUUCAACUGCUGAAUGAUACAGAUAUGAACUAAAACUUAAUUCUGAUAGAGCUGAGUAUAA